Molecule: messenger RNA, 620 nt
Organism: Salpingoeca rosetta
Lineage: Eukaryota; Choanoflagellata; Craspedida; Salpingoecidae
Exons: 4
Coding region: 327-620 (97 amino acids)
Source: RefSeq, a predicted model, not a curated record
CCCACCCCCAAUCUCCCAUUCUGCACGUCCAUAAACACACCCAAGCAAACCGUCAAACCGCUGCUGUCUCACUGCACCUCACCUUCGCAACUGGCUUUUUUGCCUCGUUGCUGCUUCUUCUCAUUACUUCUCCUUCCGCCUUGCUUCUCCUUCUGUCUGACUGCAGCGCCACGCAGAGCGUGCACCGUUCCCAGCCAUUCUCGUGUGAUCGCUUUCAUUUCCUUUCGCCCUUUUUUGUGUUCUGUCAAAGCCCUCGUGUCUUGCUUGCUUGCUUGCUUGUUCUGGCAUCUCUUCACUCCAUCCAUCCAUCCAACCGAUCGACGACGAUGAAGGCCGCCCUGUGCGUGCUUGCUGUGGUGGCCCUGGCCGGCCUCUGCGCUCUCACCAACGCUCAAAGCCCACCGGAAGGCAUUGUGCUUGGCGAUGAGCUGACCUCCACGGAGUUCGUCAACACCGUGAACCUGGACAACUGUGCGGAGCUGACUGACUCGAGCGCUGGCUACUACUUUGAGGGCGGAGCCGCGACGGGUCUGACCCGCGACCGCUGCUCUGUUGGUGGUACCUGCCAGUGCCGCCAGUUUACGGAUGGCUGCGACAACGGAAGUGAGUCAUGGUCGUGA